AACUAAUUAUCGUACGUGUAGGAAAUAAUUGGAUGGAUUCCUCCAAAAGAGGGCUGGAUUCAGGUACAAACUACUGAUGGAUCGGUUAUUGGAUCAACAUGGUCGGUUGUUGUUGAUGGACUCCUCAGAGAUUGUAUUGGGAAUUGCUUGGAGGCCUUAACACAAAAGUAUAUAUCAUUAGAAAUGAGUUGAGCUCGAGCUCGACUCGUUUAAUAAUACCUUAGCUCAAGUUCGGCUCGAGUCGACUCAAACUCGGCUCAUUAACGAGCUCUGACUUAACUCACCUUAUUUAUGAUUGUAAAUUGUUGAACCUCAAACUUAAAAUCUGUAGUAAUUUAUACAUUAGAUACCGUAAUAUUUGUAUACCAUAUAUAUAUAUAAUAAAAAAAUUAUUAAUAUGCUGAUAAUAAAAGCCUGAUAGUAAAUUUUUCAUGACAAAUUGAUCCCACCUAUACACUAUGUUGGAAUCAUUUUUAGUUCUUAUCAUCUAAGCAAUUUAUAAUACAUAGAUUCUCUUUCAAAUUAUAAAUUUUAUAUAUUAAUUUGGUCACGUACUCAAACUCUUUAACCAUUAUAUAUUGUUAAAUAUAAAACCUACAGAUUUAUGAACUAUCAACGAACCAAAUUAUAAGCUAUAGAUCGAUUCGCUAAUACACCGCUGUUUCGUAAUGGAAUACGAGGCUUUGGUCAACAAAAAUCUUUAUCAAUCUUUUCAAAGAAAAGCCAGUGGAGAGCCACUCACAGUCACAGUCACAUACUUCAACUUAUUCAUGCAUUAUGUUAUGUGGACCAAUUAUAUUUCUCCAAUCUCCAACGGUGGUAAGGUAAGAACUAAGAAGCAAGAGGUAUGCUUUUACAUCGCUUGAUGUCUAUAGUAGAAAUUUGUGUGUGUAUUUCCACUAUCUUUCUUUCUUCACGAGCAGAGCACCCUGACAACUCGUAGAUCUCGGGAUAAACUCGUUCUUCCAUGUUGGUCUCAUGAUUCGCCACCCCAAUAAGAAGUCAACAUCCACUAUGAGCCAAUUCAUGUUUAUGCUACCUUCAAAGAGAAAAACAUUUCAGCGAGGGGGUCUUUCGUAGCUUCUACCAAUACCUACAGUAUCACAUAAUAGUACUCGUAAUAUUAGAGCAUAAGUAUGGUACGAAUAACAUUAUAUUAUACUAUAUGUAUUGUUAUAUUGAAGCAUAAGUAUAGUACAAAUAGCAUUAUGUUGUACUAUAAGUAAUGUUAUAUAACUUUAUCAGAGUUAUAUUCCUCAUUAGGCAGCAGACACAUUUUAAUAUGUAAUUACUUGUAAGUAACGUAGGCAGCAGUGUAUGUGUUGAAUUUUGGAAGGUUUGUGUGUGUUUUUAUUAAUUUGUCUUACUAGCCAUUCCACAUCAAUUGCACGGCGCUAGACAAAACUAAUAAUAUUUCUCAUUUAUUAAAUUGUGCCUAGCUCUUGAAUUCAAUUAUUUGGUAUUUUAUAUUUUGAAAUAAGCAACUAAGCACAUACUAAAAUUUGUCUCUUUUUGCCUUGUAUAUAUGUGUAUCCGUAGAGAAUUUGUCAUCUUCGUACAAAGAGAAUAAUAACCGGUUGAUAUCAAAGAACCCCAUGUACAUCAAUCAUCUUUUCUUCCACUCACAUGAUUAACUAUAAGAUAAUGUUUAGAAUUCAGCAAUUUCGUGUUUAAAUUAUGGUAACCCUGAUAUCAACAUCGUUUGAUUGUAACACAAUUUGAUAAGCAGAAGCAAACUUCUAGUAAAGUAUGCAUUACUUUGCUAGACUUUGUUAACUUUAGGUUGAAUCACAUCCAAUAUAGUUAGCUAUAUUAAGCUCGACAUUACCAUCACUAUCUCAUUUUGUUCAUUGACAUUGAAAUACACACGUAAUGAUCUCUUGAUCUAAGUCUGUAAAACUGUCCAACCAAAACACUGUAUAUGUGAAGGUAAAUGGAAUGGAAUAUAUCAGCCAGAAGCACCUAAGCUAUCAGUCGGCCACGAAUCACCACAUCAUUAUAAAUUGCUAAUUAGAUUUUUAUUAAAUUGCCGAACGAAUUCCACCCAUCUUAAUCUAAUUAAUUAAUAAGCUAUCUUCUACCAGAGGGUUUCCAACUAACCCAUCUAUCUUUCGUGGGAAUUCUUGGACCGAUGUUCUUGUCCGCCGGCGAAGCAUCCAAACACAACCGGCCGUCGUUUCCAAAUUAGAAAAAUACCAUAUUAUUGUUUGUAUAUCGGGGUAAAUAAUAAUAUUAGUAAUCCCUUUCUAUCAUUUUUGCAGCUUUGAUUUCAGCAUGCCGCUCCCUUCCAUUCCCUUCGCGACAAAACCGAAUCUUUCCUUUUCUUUGCCGCAGAAUGUUCAAUCGGCUGCCGGUCUUCUUCAUUUGAAAAUAUCCUCUUAGCUAGCAAAUGCAAUUCUAUUGCAUCUCUUUGGGAAUGCCGAACAUCAACAUCAUCGAUAUUUUUAAUAUGAAUGUUGAAUUGUUUGUCACUACGACACAUAUAUUUGAGGUUAGUUACCGAAUCGUAAAUAUCCGAUAAAUUCAUGAGAGCGGGACGAUACUUACUAAUAUACGUUUUACCAGUGAUUAUUGUGAGUAUUUUUCAUAUAAUAAUGAACGCUAGCAAUCGUACCCAUAAAUAUGUUUAAUUAGCUUCAAAUCGUACUAUCAUGACAACCUGUUUUGCGAGAACGCUAUUAGAAAUGGAAAAUUGGAGAUACUACCUAUAAUCUACAAAAAUUUGUUGGUUUUUUUUUAAUCCUUCUCUUGGUGCAUUCUGUUUGUAGAUCCAAUCUCUAAUUUUUGUGCUGAAAGAAAGAAAAAUAGUUGAUCUCUAUUUUGGACUUUUGAGUUAUUGUUGAGUUGAGGACUUUAAUAUAUAUAUAUAUAUAUAUAUAUUAAUGAACAUUUUAACCAAUAAAAGAUCUUAAGGAGUAACGACAUUCCCAUUAACAUCACAUCUCAAUCCAACCAUGCAUAUUCUCGGAGUAAUUUUCAUGUAAUACAUAAUUCUGAUAAUCGUUUUGGAAUAACAUAGCCGGAUUGCAUACUAAGUUCCAAGUACAUACGCAAUCGAAUUUCUUGUUGGACAUUUUUAAACAAUAGCAUAAAAGAAAUUAAAGGCAUGUUUGGUCGACAUAAAGAUACCUACCAAACUGCUGAAAACUGAAAAGGAGAAUCGAAUCGGCCAGAGGCAUAUUGCUAGGGCAGCAGCAGCCACCCUCUGAUUCCUCCAAACACUCCCUUCCAUUAGCUAGCUUCCCAAAAUCCUCCCUAACAGCACACUACUCUUCAUUUUUUUUGGGAACUCUUUUAGUUUCUUCCACCCAUUGAAUUCCCAACCUUUUCUCCCCAACAUUUUCCUCCUUUGCCUGCAGAUUCCCUCCAUUCCUCCAAAACCCCUCCCACUAUAUAUACCAUGGUGUAAGAAGAAGGAAGAGAGGAAACAAAAACUAUUUUGUAAACCACUUCCUAUCAAUAGCUCUAAAGGCGACAGAGAAAUCAAUCGUUCGUCUCGUGUAGUUUUUUUCCCCGAAAAGUACGUCUUUCGAUAUGGCUAGGCCAGAGAGCAGCACGACCACUAGGGGGAUAGCCCAGUCGUCGAUCACGCUGCUGCAGGAGAGGUUCAGGCAGUUGCGAAGGGCGAAGGAGAUGAGGGAAGAGAAGAAGAUGUCCAAGGUGUUGGCGGCGAAGCCUACUAACAAUCAUACUACUAGUAACAAACUCCAUCUUCAUCCUCAUCAAUUCAAAUCCUCCUCCUCGUCCUCGUCCUCCUCAUCCUCUGCGGCGGCCAAAUCCAGAGCGAUGAUGAUGGGGUUUGAUAAUGUACGGUUUGAUGGUCGUCGUAACGAGUCAUCGGGAGCGAGUCAAUCGAGGUCGCAAAUGUUCUCAUCGUCAUCGUUAUCGUUCAGACACAGCAGCAACAGUUCGCAUCAUGACGAGGAACGGAGUAAGGAGAAAAGUUUGUAUAGUCGUCUUCAUCAUCAUCAAGAGAAGGAGAAGAGGAGUUUGGAGUACUAUUGUGAUAUUGGCAAGUUUUUGCAGGCAAAUAAUAAUGAUAGUGAUCAUGAUGAAGAGGUUGUGAGGCAAUAUGGUAUUGUGAGGAAUGUUCAUCAUGUGGAUCAGAAGACGAUGAAGAGAUUUGAUCAUAUGGGUGGGUGUGAUGAUAUUGAUACUUCUCUUCAUCUUUGAAACAAGUUUAGUUUUUUUCUUCUUUUUUUCUUCUUUUUUGGUUUCCCCUUUUUUAAAAAGGGGCAGGAGGAAAUGUGAGAGACUGAAAAUUUUGAUGGAUUAAUUUUUUGUCUCUCUUAUUUCCUUUACUUGUUUGGUAUAGGGCUAAUAUUUUUGACUUGGCGGUCAAAGUCUAAUCAUCUAAUAGUAAAUUUCAAUUUUCCCAUGUUACAUUAGUGCGUCAAAUAAUUGUAUGAUUGUGUUUUAUUUUUGUACUAUCUGUGGGAAUUAAAUUAAGGCUGUUAUCCGAUGGAUUAAGGGAUAAUUAACGAAGCCCAGAGAGAGAACGCAUGGGUAUGAUUAGCAGAUUAGGAAACAAAACCACGAUCCUUAGGCCCAAUGCAGUUGCAGCGGCGGCCCAAACCAGGUAACAAAUGCACGUUGCAUUUACACUACAAAGGCCCGAUUAUAAGCCCACGUCAUGCUCUCAAUCUAAAUCUAAUUUGGAGUUUUGAGAAUAAUAUAUUUUCCCCAAUACAAUAAGGUCAUGGUAGAUGCAUCUCACCAUUAUUAUUAUAUUAAGUCCUUAAUGUGACAUUUUUAUCAUAUUCCCUUUAUUUAGUUUAUGAAGAUUGGACUCAGGAGUAGAUUGGAGGUUCGGGUCCUAUACUAAAAGGAAGAUGAAAAUAUAAGCAACGAUAGACCAGUAUACGUAUCAGAUUUGGUUCAUAUAUUUCUCAAACUUUUUUGCGCUUCAAGUUACAGUCUAAGCAUACAAUACUAUACAAAGUUGAGUCUCAUUUUUUCGGGGUUUUUCUGUUAUUUUAGUUAUGGUUUUGCUAAAAGUGAUUAGAUUGAGGCACACGGUUUGGCUUUUGGUUCAACUUCCAUAUUAUUUUAUUUUAACUAGGGUUUCACUUUGUUAAUUCCUUUCUUGUUUCCUCUGAUCUGGCUAACAUCAUUCCCCACCAAGUUGUGUUCUUUCCUUUUACUCGCUUUUUCCAUUAGAAUCACAUUGUAAAUCCAGCUUACGAGAGGUGAAACAGAGCAAAGGAAGGAAGGAAGAAAGUGGGGCAAAGGUGGAAAUCAAAGGCACAUGGGAAAAAAAAGGUAGGUAGAUGAUUAUUCCUCACACACACGUAGUCCACCAAAAGCAAAAGGGAACAUCUUUAUACAUUUCUCCAUUCCCCGAAAGUGAUCGAUGCUACAUGGAAGGGAAAGGGAUAAUGCAAAAUCGUACUAUUCGAUAUCUUGUAUGGAGUUUUAUGGAAUGAACUGGACGUGAAUGUUGGGAGAUAAGUGUUUUGUUUUAUCGAUGUCUUUAAAACAUGCAUUCAAGGGUGGUUAUUGAUCGGUAUUAGUUGAUAGGUUGAAAGAUAAGAGAAACAUAACAGGUUCAAGAAUAGAGGUCCGAUGGGUAGAUAGAUUGAAAGAUAUAAGAGAAGAAGAUAAUUCGAUAACAUAAAGAUAACAAUGGAUUUAACUUCUCUCAUCAUCACGGAUUAAUACCCUGACCGUGAGUGAAAUAUAUGUAGACGAACCUUACAUUGCCUAACAUAACAUGUCUAGCUAGCAGCUACUACAUAAUGAAUGAGAAUUACCAUUGUGACUCCAUCAUGUUAUCCUUUUAUAUAUACUCAUCCUUUGAGUUUGAAGUUUGCAUGAAUUCACUACCUUUUUGUAUUAAAUUGAUUGUUAAUAUCAAUCGACAGAUUGUCUUGUUAUCCAACUUCAAACCGUAGAUUAUGCCAAAUUGAUAACAAGAGAAGAGGCUAAUAUUUUAUAAACUAAUAACAAAUAUGAUGGCUAACUAUAAAAAACCAAUCCAGCUCAAUAACCACUAGUUGUGAAGUUGUGAUUCCUAUUGUUGAACCAUAGUAAUUACCAGCACGUGGCACAGAACAAAAGAAGGGGGAAACUGCUAGGUAUUUUUCCUAAAGGUGAUGAUGAUAAGGAAAUCAGUGUUUCUCCAGUCUCCUGCCAUCACUCAUCUGGGUUCCACCUUAGUGACGUCGAGCAACUAUUUGCCUUUUGACACUUUCCAUUAGUGGGAGAGAUGGUCUAGAUCACUCUUAAUUUUGUUUGUGGAUAUGUAUAUACGUUGCUUGUUAUUAUCUUAUGGUCUCCUUGAGGAGCAUCACUAGGGAACUUAAACCUCAUCUUAUGCAUAUGCUAAAGCUAGCAAUUACUUCAAGGUCUUGGUCAAGAAUGGUUGUUAAAAUCGUUCUCACGGUUAGCUCACGGUACUUAUCGUUAUGAUCGAUAGUUAUUAAUAUGUAACUAACACGGUUGUCAUUAAAAGAGUUUUUACCUUUCACACCACAUCUCCUGAUUAACAAACUAGAGUUAGUAUAUCGAUCUUGUUAUCUAUAUAUAACCUAGUCCAUGGAAUUGAAAAUGACAUCAACCCUACCAACUUAGGAUCAUUGAAAAAUGUUAAAAUGGUUGUCCCCUGGAUUGUUGAACCGGGUGUUGUUUAGCAGAAGGAGAAGCUACAAUUGGUUGUAGGAGAGUAAUGUGCAAGCAAAUCGGGGGUGGGUCGAACCGUUGUCGUCCAUUUUGAACUUGUGGUCUAUGAAGUAUGUAAAAGUUCUACAAGUUUUAUUUUUUUAUCAUUCGAUAAAUUUAUACAUCAAGGACGAAAUAAAACCAUAAUAAUAAUCCCUAGAAUUUGAAUGGAUAACCUAAUAUAACUAAAUCAAUGGACCCUUAUUUUAUUGCAUAUAUUCAUUCCAUUUCUAACACAUUAGUAAUAGAAGAAUUUUCUUCAUAUGGCCCUAUUUGCUAACCUCUUUUCCAGUAGAACAGUUGAUGGAUGAGGGGUGUAAAGGGCUUGAAGAGAAGGGUGAGUGGGUCGUUGUUUUUAUGCCUUUGGUUAUCUUAUUACUAGUAACCAAAGAGAAAGCACCAAGAUUCUCCUUUUUCUCUUCAUUCUCUUCCAAACCGCUUACAAUCAUCAUUCCUCAUCCUCCAUUCAUCCUUUUCCCGUUUAAUCCAAGAUACUAAUAAAUAUUGGGUACAUAGAAUUAGCUCGAUCGCUAUUACACGAUAUAUUCUUCGAUUGUAUUCUUGCAUUCUAUCGUCUGAAUAUAAUAUUUUUUUAUUG
This is a messenger RNA of Linum trigynum, 7258 nucleotides long. The record is from the annotation of a GenBank genome assembly. NCBI's taxonomy places the organism in Eukaryota, Viridiplantae, Streptophyta, Magnoliopsida, Malpighiales, Linaceae.